AUGGGCGAUCCCCCGUGUAAGAGUGAGGAGGAGGAGGACAUUCCAGUCCAUGUGACCACAGAUCAUAAAAAAGAAGAUGAAGAUACCAUGCAGUGCUCUUCAGGAGGAAACUACAUGACCUGUAAUGUACAUCCGGUACCUCACAGUACAGAUCUAUCUUAUAAUCCUCCUAACCAUGAGGAACCUUCUCCUGACCAAUCACAGAUUGUUACCACAAGUAAUGGGCAGAAAGGAGGUAAAAGAUUUCAGUGUGGGGAAUGUGGAAAACUGUUUACAAAAAGCUUAGGUCUUUUUAGACACAGAAGAAUUCACACGGGAGAGAAGCCAUAUUCAUGUUCUAUAUGUGGGAAAUGUUUCACACAGAAAUCAGAUGUUGUUAAACAUGAGAGAAUUCACACAGGAGAGAAACCGUAUUCCUGUUCAGAAUGUGGGAAAUGUUUUACUCAGAAAUCAAGCCUGGAUCAACAUAAGAGGAGUCACACAGGAGAGAAGCCGUAUGCAUGUUCAGAAUGCGGGAAAUGUUUUACAGAUAAAUCAAAUCUUGCUAUGCAUGAGAGAAGUCACACAAGGGAGAAUCCGGAGUACAUGACUGAAAGGACCUUUUUCAUGACAACGAACAAACUGGUACAUGCCAGUGAAGAGGACCUCCGAAUAAAGACCCCCACUUUAAACUAA
Molecule: messenger RNA, 675 nt
Organism: Bufo bufo (common toad)
Lineage: Eukaryota; Metazoa; Chordata; Amphibia; Anura; Bufonidae
Product: zinc finger protein 2 homolog
Exons: 3
Coding region: 1-675 (224 amino acids)
Biological process (GO): regulation of transcription by RNA polymerase II
Molecular function (GO): RNA polymerase II cis-regulatory region sequence-specific DNA binding; DNA-binding transcription factor activity, RNA polymerase II-specific
Source: RefSeq, a predicted model, not a curated record